Molecule: messenger RNA, 408 nt
Organism: Synchytrium microbalum
Lineage: Eukaryota; Fungi; Chytridiomycota; Chytridiomycetes; Synchytriales; Synchytriaceae
Exons: 6
Coding region: 1-408 (135 amino acids)
Biological process (GO): tRNA splicing, via endonucleolytic cleavage and ligation
Molecular function (GO): nucleic acid binding
Source: RefSeq, a predicted model, not a curated record
AUGCAAGCUCAUCCAAACUUUUCAGAUAUUGUGCCCCAGCUGAAGGGUGUACCUGCAUUUCAUCAAGAACUAUCGUUUCAAGUAUACAUGGAUCUCAAGUUUGGCAAGUUGUAUGCACAUAUGAGAUGGGCUACUACUCGUGCUGAACAUGUCAAGGAAUGGAAUCGAGUCGUGAUAUGGGGUCGGAUGGAUGAUAAACUAACUCUAGAUGUAAUGAUACCGACACCUGUAUCAGAACGUUGGUCUAUUAGCAGUUUACAAGAGUACUUUAAGGUGUUGAAGCAUCCUGAUGACGCGUCUCGGCCUCCGUCAAGUGUGGUGCUCGCAGUGGUAGAAAGUGAUUCGAGUGUAUCAUACUAUCGCAUUCAUAGUGGUCUAGUGCCACCGCCACAGCCCAAGUCAAGAUGA